AUGGCUCACAAUCCCUUGGUUAGGUCUACUAGCCGACUCUAUGGCACCUCAGGUGUCGUCUGUGCUGGCUGCACUGGACCAGACACUGACUGCUCGGAUCCUCUAUGCGGUCCAUCCAGUGAACUCACAUCGCAAUGCACCGACCAAUGUGUAGUCAUUGCAUGCAGCGACCCCAAUCACGAAGAAUCAAUCUGCGACAGAGAUGGUGCUCAUACGCACUGCGACCUCAUUUGCGACGAGGAUGUCGAAUGCACUGAUUGCCAUGGCUUUGAUGCCUUUCUGCGAUGCUGCGAUGAUUACCAUCCAUACCAACAGGAGCCUCCACGGUUUCAGCCUCAAGUCGCUUCCACUACCCCUGCCAUUAUAUGGGAUUCGACCUUUGAGAAUCUGAGCAUAUGGUGUGGCCAUCAUAUGGUUGACAUGGCCAAACCUAUGGCGCACGAUCGGCAAAUAGAUUCAUAUGCACCUCCCGAGCCCGAAAAUUCUGGUGCAAAAAGUUUAAAUUCUUUUGAACCUAGAGCUCCAUACGCAUCCGAGCAGAGCACUUUCCAACCCGAAUCGUUUUCAGGCUCGCCUCCACCUCAAGAUCUGGUAAAUUGCUUGUGGGACUCUUGUCAGGACACCUUCUCAUCCAUAUCGGAACUGGCAGGGCAUGUUAAUACCCAUAUUCCCACACUUCAGGAUAAUUCCUGGAACCAAACCUUUAACCAGACAAUGUCUCAGAAUCAAUUACCGUGUCUGUGGGCGGAGUGCGAUAGUUCGUAUCAUUUGUCUCCCAACGACAUUGAAUUGCUUGCCAGUCAUGUACUAAACGACCAUAUUGGGGUCUCCUUCCCAUCCCGCCUCAGGCCUUCGUCAAGUCGCCUGCCAUCCCCGUACCCCCCACCUUCUUCGGUUCCUCAAACAAUGCUGAAUCCCAAAACUGAGAACAUAAGGUUAGCAAAAUCAAAAUCACCCUCACCGGCGUCAACUGUGGCUUCAACGACUCAGCACUCUUGCAACGACAUACACGAAUGUCGAUGGAAAAAUUGUGGAGAAAUAUUCGGCUCUUGCGACGACCUAACGGCACACAUCACAUCAGUUCACAUAGGAGGUGGAAAGGCACAUUAUGAAUGCUUUUGGGACCAGUGUACGAGGAACGGAAGCCAUGGCUUUCAGAGUAAACAAAAAAUCUGCCGGCACGUUCAGUCUCACACAGGUCACCGACCUUUUCAAUGCACGAUAUGCCAACAAAAUUUCUCUGAAGCAGCCACGCUUCAACAGCACAUCAGACGACAUACGCAAGAAAAACCUUACGUUUGCGACCACCCUGGUUGUGGUAAAUCAUUUGCUAUCACGGGUGCUCUGACAAUUCAUAAACGGACGCACAAUGGGGAUAAACCUUUCAAAUGUACUUUCUGCGAUCGAGGAUUCGCAGAAUCAUCAAACCUCUCUAAACAUCUUCGGACCCAUACAGGAGCGAGACCCUAUACGUGUAUGGAACCAGGCUGCAAUAAAUCUUUUGCUCGGCCAGAUCAGCUCAAUCGACAUAAAGGCGUGCAUAGAAAACAGUUGAGAGGCAUCAUUCAAACAACUUUAGAAUAG
Psilocybe cubensis is the source of this 1584-nucleotide messenger RNA. RefSeq lists its product as uncharacterized. Gene Ontology annotation, molecular function: RNA polymerase II cis-regulatory region sequence-specific DNA binding; DNA-binding transcription factor activity, RNA polymerase II-specific. The record is from RefSeq and is a predicted model, not a curated record. NCBI's taxonomy places the organism in Eukaryota, Fungi, Basidiomycota, Agaricomycetes, Agaricales, Agrocybaceae. Gene Ontology annotation, cellular component: nucleus. The transcript is spliced from 6 exons. The coding region runs from base 1 to 1584 and encodes 527 amino acids. Gene Ontology annotation, biological process: regulation of transcription by RNA polymerase II.